AUAGGGCGGCGUCAGCAUCAGGUUGCAGAUAAGGCAACCAUCAAUCAUUAGUGAAAAGCCUAAUGAAGAACGUCCCUCAUGCAAGCCAAUAUUGGAAUGUAUUAGGCUGGAGUCUUGGACCGGCCUGUUGUGGUCACUUGGCCCGCCCGGCUCGAGUCUGGAUGAGGCGCGAAUCUAGGGUCUCAGCCUGAUCAUAAACUUAGGGAGGGGAACUAACACUGCUUAUUUGAAGGGUGUAGCCGCGUCUGUAUCACGUGCAAGGUCCACUACGUUACCGCGAUCGGACAUCUUUCCAGCUCUUAGCUCUCUCUUCUCUAAGGACUCAGCCUGAUCACUACGAAGCUGGAAUCUCUGUUCGAUUUUCUAGUUUCGCAAAAGGUUCUUCCUCAACCUUCUUAUCUCUAGUGUCUUCACGAUUAUCGACAUAAGCUUCGGACCUCUUUCCUGGCGUUCAUCUUAGAGCCUUAGCAUGUUCACGGCAGGCUUGGCUAGUAGGCCUAAGCUCAUUGAUGAUGCGUCGUCAUUCCACGACGACGACGAUUUCAUGGUCAUCGGAAUCGACUUUGGGACGACAUACUCUGGCGCUGCAUGGGCGACUGGAGAAGAUUUCGCAAGCGACCAAAUCAACCUAGUCACCAGCUGGCCAGGGACCGGCCUAGAAGAGGGUAAAGUCCCCACAGAACUAUUCUACGAGCACAAUGAAAUCAUGUGGGGAUACGAAAUUCCCCUUGAUGCCGAUCCUGUGCGCUGGUUCAAGCUUCUCCUGCUGAAGGACGAGGAUCUGGACGAGGAAAUGCGCUACAACGAGUUCAUCCUACGUGGACGCAAGAUGCUGAAGGAGAACGGCAAAACCGCUAUUGACUUUAUUUCUGACUUCCUUCACGCCAUCUGGAUACACGUUCUCGAGACUGUCAAGAAAGCACAUGGAGAGACGGUAAUAGAUGCCUUGGCUUUCCACGUCGUCAUUACAGUGCCGGCAAUUUGGAAAGGGUAUGCAAGACAGGGAAUGGAGGAAGCUGCGAAGAAGGCUGGGAUUCUGGACCGGAGAGCUGCUGGGGCUACAACUUUGACUUUUGCUCCUGAGCCUGAGGCGGCUGCUUUAUCCACCCUUUGUGAGCCUGGGCGUAAGGCGAAGACUGGUGAGGUCUAUAUGAUCUGCGACGCUGGAGGUGGUACUGUUGAUCUUAUCAGUUAUAAGAUUGGAGGAGUCAACCCAAUGAAAUUGGACGAAGCCGCUGAAGGAACAGGUGGUCUCUGUGGUGGCAUCUUCAUCGACGAAACGUUCGAGAGAAUGUGCAAAGCUCGGCUUGGCCGGAAAUGGGACCACCUGAGCAAGGCUGGAAUUAAGGAGAUUAUGAAGGGAGAAUGGGAACACGCCAUCAAGCCACAGUUCAUGCCUGGAAAUAGGACGAAAGAAUACAUCGUUAGGAUCCCGGCCGAAGCUUUCGGUAAGUCGAGCCUGGAUGAUACUAGCCGACAACCAUUCAUCAAGAAUGGACGUAUUCAUUUUAGCAGCCCGCACAUCCAAUGGGUCUUCACCGAGACCUUCUCUGGCAUUGAUGCUCUUGUAGAUGAGCAACUCCGAAAAGCGGCCAAGCAGGGCCUAAAACUCUCUGGUAUCAUUCUUGUCGGGGGCCUAGGCGCAAGCCCCUAUUUGUAUGAGCAUCUGAAGAAGAAGCACGCGAAAGACGGCAUCGAUAUCUUGCAAUCAGUUGGAAUGAGACCCCGAACUGCCAUUUGCCGCGGCGCCGUUAUCAAAGGGUUUAUUGAUGGGUGUAGCGCUGUAGAUACCUCCGGACUAGACUCCAUGACCAUAAGUCCCAUCCAGGUGACGUCAACAGUGUCUAGAUUCAGCCUGGGCAUGAAAAUUGGGAUUCCCUUUGAUGAGAACAAACAUCUCCAAAAGGACAAGGAAUGGAGCAUCGUGGAAGAAAAGUGGAUGGAGUAUAAUCAGAUGCAAUGGUUUCUGAAGAAGGGAGAAAUUACGUCAAAGAAAGAUCCUAUCCGUUUCUCCUUCUAUGAAGCCUAUGAAAGAGAUCCAGAGGGGUUCUCCCGACUCCAAUUGUAUCAAUGCAAGGACGAGGUUCCGCCAAGUCGUCGCACUUCGAGCGUAACGGAGUUGUGCCAGGUUAGCCGUUCGAUUGACGUCCCCUUCUCCGCCUUCACGACCGUCAUAAACUCCUGCGGCGAGAGUAUCAAGAAAAUCUCGUGGGAGGUUGAGGUGGUUCCCUCUGGAGCAGCAGUGGAAUUUGCGUUCUAUAUCGACGGCAGGAAACAACAAGCGCAGAACGCGCUGGUCCAUUUUCAGUAGAGGAUCGCUCUGCCAUUGAUCCGAAGGAGCUUUCUUUCCCUGUCCGAUCCGCAGGGCAUCCGAGGGCUGUGUAACUUCUGGACCAUUCUUCUAAGGCGUUAAUGGAAAUGUUUUGGGAGUGCCACUAGCCUUGUGGAGGUACUGGGGCAAGCUAGACGGUGUCUCCAGAUCCCGGUAUCUCAUCUCGUACCUCCCAACUCUAUCUUUCAUGCAACGCCGUUUGUCUUCUAUCUUGA
This is a messenger RNA of Mytilinidion resinicola, 2547 nucleotides long. Its product is annotated as actin-like ATPase domain-containing protein. NCBI's taxonomy places the organism in Eukaryota, Fungi, Ascomycota, Dothideomycetes, Mytilinidiales, Mytilinidiaceae. The transcript is spliced from 8 exons. Bases 470 to 2311 code for a protein of 613 amino acids. The record is from RefSeq and is a predicted model, not a curated record.